AUGAUUAAAAAUUUAAAACAAAAAAUUAAAAAUAGAUUUUCAUAUUCAUUAUUAUCAGAGGAUGAUAAUACUGAUUAUUUCAGUAAACCGUGUCCUGAGGAUAAUGCAACAUUAUGGCAAAGAUUUACAUUUGGUUGGACAGAAAGAAUGUUAAUGACAGGUUAUUUCAAUGGUCCACUCGAAAUGAAAGAUGUUUCAGAUUUACCUGAUAGAAAUAAAGUUAAUAUUACAGCACCUUUUUUGGAUACUAUUGAUUAUAAUUCUAAAUAUCCAUUAAUUAAACAAAUCUAUAAAGAAUUUGUUUCAAGAAAUAAAAUUUCAGUUGCAACUAAAAUAUUUGUUGCAAUUGUAUCAAUUCUUUCACCAUUAUGUUUAAAAUAUUUUAUUUAUUAUAUUAAAUUAGAUGAAUCACAAAAAACAUUUAAAUUUGGAUUUCUUUUAUGUGUUUUAUUAUUUCUUAGUUCAUUAUCAUUGACAUUAUCACAGCAAUAUGGUUAUUGGUUUGGUUUACAAACUUCACUUCAUGCUCGUGGUGCAAUCACUCAAAAAAUAUUUGAAAAAACUUUAAGAUUAAGUAAUCAAGCAAAGAGACUAUAUAAUUCAGGUACAAUUAUGAAUAUUAUUUCAGUUGAUGUUGGAACUUUUUCAGAUUUCUUUUGGAAUAAUCAUAUUGAAAUUUUUGUAUUUCCAUUUCAAAUUUUAGCAUUAUUAAUAUUAUUAUGUUGGAUUGUUGGAUUAAGUGGUUUAGUUGGUUUUGGUGUUAUGGUUGUAUCAAUACCAUUAUGUACAUUUUUAAGUACAAAAAUUGCAAAGAAUUUAAGAAUUUCAUUAGGAUAUGCAGAUACUAGAUGUAAUUUAACAUCAGAAUUUAUAAAUGGUAUUAGAUUUUUAAAAUUAUAUGCAUGGGAACAAUUAUUUUUAGAUAGAAUUGAAGAACAAAGAACUUUACAACUUAAAUAUUUAUAUAGACGUGCAAUUUAUUGGAUUUUAGAUAGAAUGAUAACACAGGUUACAUCUGCAUUAGUAUUAGUUGCAACAUUUUCAACAUAUGCAUUGACAGGUAAUCAAAUGACAUUGGAGGUAGCAUUCACCGCAAUGACAAUUUUCGUUAAUCUUAGACGUCCAUUAGAGAUGUUACCAGAAGCAAUUCACAGAGCAUUAAGUUUAAUACCGUCAUCAAAAAGAAUUGAAAAUUUUUUACAAUCACCUGAAAUUCAAGAUCAACCAUUUUUAGAACAAUAUUCAAAUAAUAAAUUAUCAAUUAGAAAUAAUAAUAAUAAUAAUAAUAAUGUUUCAUCAACAUCAUCAAUAGCAUCAUCAGCAUCAUCAAAUGAAUUAUUUGAUGUUAAAAUUAAUAAUGGUACAUUUGAUUGGAAUGAAAUAGACGAUUUAGAUAGUGGUAUGAUUAUUAAUGAUGUUCGAGGUUUUGCAAUUAGUAGUGAUAUUAAUGAUAUGGAUGAAAUGAUAUUGGGUGAUGAAAAAGUUGGUAAAUCAAACGAUACAAAUAAUGGAAUUGAAUAUGAUGGUGCAGUACAACCAUCAUCAUCUUCAUAUGUUUUAAAUAAUAUUAAUUUCAUUGCACCAGCAGGUAAAUUAACAGUUAUUUGUGGUAUUGUGGGUAGUGGUAAAACUAGUUUAGUUAGUGGUUUAAUUGGUGAAAUUUAUAGAGUUAGCGGUUCAGUUAAUAUUCCAAAUAAUAUUUCAUUUACAACUCAACAACCAUUCCUUCUUAGUACAUCGUUGAGGGAUAAUAUUCUAUUUGGAAAACCAAUGAAUAUGGAACGUUAUAAGAAAGUUAUUGAUGCAUGUUGUUUAACACCAGAUUUAUUACAAUUGGCAGCAAAAGAUUUAACAGAAAUUGGUGAACGUGGUAUUAAUCUUUCAGGUGGUCAAAAGCAACGUAUUUCAUUGGCACGUGCUUUAUAUUCAGAUUCAGAUUGUUUUAUUUUAGAUGAACCAUUAUCAGCCGUUGAUCCAGAAGUUGCAUCACAUUUAUUCGAUCAUUGUAUUCAAGGUAUGAUGAAAGAUAAAACACGUAUUCUAGUAACUCAUCAACUUCAAUUCAUUCCAUCCGCUGAUCAUAUAAUUGUAGUUGAUAAUGGUGUUUUAACUCAAGGUACCUAUAGUGAACUAAAAGAAAAAGGUAUUGAUUUUGAAUCAAUUAUGAAAACAAAGAAAUUAAAUAUUGAUGAAAAUGAUCAAUCAUCGACAUCAACAACAGAUAAAAAAAGUUCAACAUCAUCAUCAUCAUCAGAAUUAAAAAAAUCAACAUCAUUAUUAAAUUCAACAAAAGAAUUAGAUAUUAAUACAAUUAUUAGUGAAAAGAAUGAUCCAAAUUUAAUUGAAAAAGCUAAAUUAUUAGUAAAAGAGGAUAGAAAUGAAGGUGAAGUUGGUUUUGAAGUUUAUAGACAAUAUUUUAGACAUGGAUCAUUAAAUUUAUUCUUUUUAACUUGUGCACUUUAUUUCAUUAGUCAAAUCAUUUUCCAAUUAUCAGAUUUUUGGUUAACCAUUUGGACCAAUGAUGAAACCAAUCAACAUGAUGAUAAAUAUUACAUUUUAUAUUAUUGUAUAUUUAUUGGUGCAUUCAUUGUGUUUUUAGUGGUACGUUAUUUUAUGAUGGCUUCAAUUACAUUUGCAGCAUCGAAAAAGCUACAUUCGGAAUUAUUGAAUUCAGUUGCAUUUGCAAGUUGUCAAUUCUUUGAUACCAAUCCAUCAGGUCGUAUUUUAAAUAGAUUCAGUAAGGAUAUUAGUGAUAUCGAUUUAAUAUUGAUGGAGAAUUUCUCAGAUGUUCUUCAGUGUGGUUCAACUGUGGUUGUGGCAUUGUUUAUGAUGAUUUAUAUCACUCCAUUAAUUAGUAUACCAUUUGCAAUAUUAGUAGUGGUUUAUUAUGUAAUUCAAAAACUUUAUCGUGCUUCAUCGGUUGAAUUAAAGAGAAUGGAAAGUAUUACAAGAAGUCCAGUAUUUUCAUUAUUGGCAGAGGCAUAUAAUGGUUUGGUUACAAUAAGAUGUUAUCAACAACAAAAGAGAUUCAUUGAAAUGAUGCAAAAUCAUAUCAAUAUAAAUUUACGUUUAUUCUUUUACAGUUUUUCAGUUCAUAGAUGGGUUGGAAUUCGUUUGGAAUUCAUUACAGCUCUAAUUGUGUUUUUCACUGCAUUCUCUUCAUUAUUUAGUUCAAAUACUGGUUUCUCUGUAUUGGCUGUAACUACUGCAUUGGGAAUUUGUUCCUACUUAAAUUGGACUAUUAGACAAAUGACAGAGUUGGAGGUAAAGAUGAAUUCAGUUGAAAGAGUUGAAAGUUAUAUUAAAACCCCAAGAGAAGGUAUUAGACAUACUUCAGAAUUCGAGGAUGAAAUCGAUAUAGAUGGUGAAAUUGAAAUGGACUUUACAAAAUGGCCAUCAAGGGGUGAGGUUGAAUUUAAGAAUGUCGAAAUUAAAUAUCGUCCAACCGCAGAUCCAAGUUUAAAGAAUAUUUCAUUCAAAAUCAAUGCAAAAGAUCAUAUUGGUGUGGUUGGCCGUACUGGUGCAGGUAAAAGUACAGUUGGUAUUAGUUUAUUCCGUAUGGUUGAAUGUUCAAAAGGUUCAAUUUUCAUUGAUGGUGUUGAUAUUUCAAAAGUUGGUUUACAUGAACUUAGAGAUGCUUUAGGUAUCGUACCACAAGAUCCAUUCAUUUUCUCUGGUAGUAUUCGUAUGAAUAUUGAUCCAUUCAAUAAGUAUACUGAUGAUGAAAUUUGGACAGCCCUUGAAAAAGUUAAAUUAAAGGAUGCAAUCUCUUCAAUGCCUUUGAAAUUGGAAUCUGGAGUCCAAGAGAAUGGUGAUGGUUUAUCAUUUGGUCAAAAACAAUUAUUAUGUCUCUCAAGAACAAUUUUAAAGAAUUCUAAAGUGGUCCUAAUGGAUGAAGCUACCUCUGGUAUUGAUUAUGUUACUGCUGCAUUAUUAAAACAAACUAUCGACGAGAACUUUAAUGAUUGUACAAUGUUAACAAUAGCUCAUAGACUUGAUACUAUUAUAGAUAGUACUAAAAUAGCUGUAAUCGAUAAAGGUGAAUUAGUGGAAUAUGACACUCCAAUGAAUCUCAUUAAAACUGAAGGUUCAAGAUUUAAAAAAUUAGUUAAAUAUCAAACUGAUUUCUAUGAAGAAUCUCAAAAGAAGUUUUAA
Dictyostelium discoideum AX4 is the source of this 4155-nucleotide messenger RNA. RefSeq names its product ABC transporter C family protein (gene abcC2). Gene Ontology annotation, cellular component: membrane. The transcript has 3 exons. The coding region runs from base 1 to 4155 and encodes 1384 amino acids. The record is from RefSeq and is a predicted model, not a curated record. Gene Ontology annotation, molecular function: ABC-type transporter activity; ATP hydrolysis activity; ATP binding. Gene Ontology annotation, biological process: transmembrane transport; culmination involved in sorocarp development. NCBI's taxonomy places the organism in Eukaryota, Evosea, Eumycetozoa, Dictyosteliales, Dictyosteliaceae.